AUGCUCUGCUGUAUACGAAGAAGCAAACCGGUUGAGAAGAACGAGGAGGCGGAUCAGGAGAUCAAACAGGAUGGGAACAAACCGGAAGACAAAGCCCAUAAGGCUGCCACCAAGAUUCAGGCCAGCUUCCGCGGACACAUCAUCCGCAAAAAAAUGAAAGACGGCGAAAAGGAGGAUGAGACGCCAGGGGCGGAGGACGGGGCGGCCGAGGGGGAGGAGAAGAACGAGACCUCGCCUCCCGCAACUGAGCCGAACGGUGAGGUCGCCAAGGAGACCACCGAGGAGACCAACAAGGCCCAAAGUCCUGUCUCAGACAAGCAGGCCAACGGAGCUCCUCCUACAGCCACGCCCACCAUCGACGCCCCUGCGACCACGCCCGUCGGAACCGCUGCGUCCCCAGUGGCGUCGGCCACUUCACCCGUGACCGGCGCUCCCUCGGAGGCGGUGAAAGAUGAGGCGAAGGAGGAGGAGGUGGAGAAGCCCACAGAGACGCCCGCUGCGGGACAGAACACCUCCGAGAGCGAUAGUGCCCAGAAAGAGGAGAAAGAGGAGAAGGCAGAAGCCAAACAAGCCGACGUGCCUGCUGCUAGUGUCGACGAGACGACUGAUUGUGAGCAAACAAAAGAUGAUGCUGCAGAGGAGUCUAAACUAGAGGCGGAGGCUGUAUUGGAGGCGGGUCAAGCGGAGGCCGACAACACAGAGGAACAAACUUAA
Molecule: messenger RNA, 714 nt
Organism: Chanos chanos (milkfish)
Lineage: Eukaryota; Metazoa; Chordata; Actinopteri; Gonorynchiformes; Chanidae
Gene: gap43
Product: growth associated protein 43
Exons: 3
Coding region: 1-714 (237 amino acids)
Biological process (GO): regulation of growth
Molecular function (GO): protein binding
Source: RefSeq, a predicted model, not a curated record